Molecule: messenger RNA, 294 nt
Organism: Ostertagia ostertagi
Lineage: Eukaryota; Metazoa; Nematoda; Chromadorea; Rhabditida; Trichostrongylidae
Source: the annotation of a GenBank genome assembly
AUGGCCAAUGAGCUGAUUCGUGUCGGUCAAGUACAUGCGAAACUACUACGCGGUGAACUUACUGGCAAGUUAUGGAACGUGGUAGCAGAGACGUUCAUCGACUGCACGUUGGAAUGGGGAGAUCGGCGAUGUCGGUCGGAGACCGUACGCAAGGCGUGGGCUCUGAUUGUGGCAUUUGUGAUCGAGAAAGAUUAUACGCUACUACGGCGUCCCUCAAGACAGAGAAAGAAGAUGUUGGCUACUCGUCAGUCGCUGCCAGCCAUCCAAGUGCCGUUUCAGUCGAUGAAGAUUUGA